Oikopleura dioica is the source of this 237-nucleotide messenger RNA. NCBI's taxonomy places the organism in Eukaryota, Metazoa, Chordata, Appendicularia, Copelata, Oikopleuridae. The record is from the annotation of a GenBank genome assembly.
AUGCUUGUUUCGAAUAUUGUCGGACUUUCAGCCACAACUCUUGCCGCCAGUUUGGGCAGCCAAUGCAACUCCUGCCAAGUUCAGUACCAAGCUAAAAUCGACCAUGGAAUGAUGUACAUACAGUCUUACUGUGCCUACCCAUGCUCUACGCAGCAAUCUCACACGGAAUUCUACAUGGUCAACUUUGAACUCGUCCCGGUAGAUGUCAUUGACAGCUGCGCAUGUCAGCUUCUUUGA